ACCGUUGGCCGCGAUGGAGGGUGCAUGACGCCGGCGCGCUCUCGACAAUAUCACUCGCUACGCCUCCUAUAACCCGUUCCGCCGCUUGCUUGUGUGAGAGGAAGAGUGCGUGAGGUGUGAGCAAGAUCCGGCGCGCCCCUCACUCCCCUGGGCGUCCUACAACACGUGGAAAUAGGCCUAAGCAAAUGGGCAGUCAGCCGAGGGAGAUUUAAUUUAGUCGCGGAGUAGAGCGGAGGGAUCAGGACAGCCCACUACCACCACCAGCCCCGUCGCCACCACCGCCACCACGCCACCACCAGCAGCGCCGGCACCAUGGAAGACGCCCACUGCUACACCUUCGAGGAGGUCUGCAGCAAAUUCGGCGUGAAGACCGAAACAGGAUUAACCGAGUCCCAAGUGAAGGACCACCAGGCGAAAUAUGGACCCAAUGAGUUGCCCGCUGAGGAGGGCAAGACUCUGCUGCAGUUGAUCCUGGAGCAGUUUGACGACCUGCUGGUGAAGAUCCUGCUGCUGGCCGCCAUCAUCUCCUUCGUGUUGGCGUGCUUCGAGGAGGGCGAGGAAACAGUCACUGCCUUCGUCGAGCCCUUCGUCAUCCUGCUUAUCCUCAUCGCUAACGCCAUCGUCGGUGUGUGGCAGGAGCGCAAUGCCGAGUCCGCCAUCGAAGCCCUGAAGGAGUAUGAGCCGGAGAUGGGCAAGGUCGUGCGCGCCAACAAGGCAGGCGUCCAAAAGAUCCGAGCCAGGGAGAUCGUGCCCGGGGAUGUGGUGGAGAUUUCAGUGGGUGACAAGAUCCCAGCUGACCUCCGCCUGCUGAAGAUCUACUCCACCACUCUCCGCAUCGACCAGUCCAUCCUGACCGGAGAGUCUGUGUCGGUCAUCAAGCACACAGACGCCAUCCCUGACCCCAAGGCUGUGAACCAGGACAAGAAGAACAUUCUCUUCUCUGGAACCAAUGUCGCUGCUGGCAAGGCUCGUGGUGUUGUGAUUGGCACUGGUCUGGCCACUGCUAUCGGCAAGAUCCGCACCCAGAUGGCUGAGACCGAGGAGAUCAAGACUCCGCUGCAGCAGAAGCUUGACGAGUUUGGCGAGCAGCUGUCCAAGGUGAUCUCCAUCAUCUGCGUGGCCGUGUGGGCCAUCAACAUCGGCCACUUCAACGACCCUGCCCACGGCGGCUCCUGGAUCAAGGGCGCCAUCUACUACUUCAAGAUCGCCGUGGCCCUGGCCGUGGCCGCCAUCCCCGAGGGCCUGCCGGCCGUCAUCACCACCUGCCUGGCCCUGGGCACGCGCCGCAUGGCCAAGAAGAACGCCAUCGUGCGCUCCCUGCCCUCCGUGGAGACCCUGGGCUGCACCUCCGUCAUCUGCUCCGACAAGACCGGCACGCUCACCACCAACAUGAUGUCUGUCUCCCGCAUGUUCAUCAUGGACAAGGUCGAGGGCAACGACUGCAACCUGCUGGAGUUUGAGAUCACCGGGUCCACCUACGAGCCCAUCGGCGACGUGUUCCUGAAGGGCGGCAAGGUGAAGGGCGCGGACUUCGAGGGCCUGCAGGAGCUGGCCACCAUCUCCUUCAUGUGCAACGACUCCUCCAUCGACUUCAACGAGUUCAAGAACAUGUUUGAGAAGGUGGGCGAGGCCACGGAGACGGCCCUCAUCGUGCUGGGCGAGAAGAUCAACCCCUACAGCGUGGCCAAGGUGGGCCUGGACCGCCGCUCCGCUGCCAUCGUGUCGCGCCAGGACAUGGAGACCAAGUGGAAGAAGGAGUUCACGCUGGAGUUCUCCCGCGACCGCAAGUCCAUGUCCUCCUACUGCACGCCCCUCAAGACCACCCGCCUGGGCGCCUCCGGGCCCAAGAUGUUCUGCAAGGGUGCGCCCGAGGGCGUGCUGGACCGCUGCACACACGUGCGCGUGGGCACCCAGAAGGUGCCCCUCACGCCGGGCGUGAAGGAGAAGAUCCUGUCCGUCACCCGCGACUACGGCUGCGGCCGCGACACCCUGCGCUGCCUGGCCCUGGCCACCAUUGACGCCCCACAGAAGCCCGAGGACAUGGACCUGGGCGAAUCCAACAAGUUCUACACCUAUGAGGUCAACAUGACCUUCGUGGGCGUGGUGGGCAUGCUGGACCCCCCCAGGACUGAGGUCAAGGACUCCAUCCAGCUGUGCCGCGCCGCUGGCAUCCGCGUCAUCGUCAUCACCGGCGACAACAAGGCCACGGCCGAGGCCAUCUGCCGCCGCAUCGGCGUGUUCAACGAGACUGAGGACACCACCGGCCUGUCCUACUCCGGCCGGGAGUUUGACGAGCUGUCCCCGGCGGAGCAGCAGGAGGCUUGCAUGCGAGCCCGCCUCUUCUCCCGCGUGGAGCCGUUCCACAAGUCCAAGAUCGUGGAGUACCUGCAGAACAAGAACGAGAUCUCCGCCAUGACUGGUGAUGGCGUGAAUGACGCCCCGGCCCUCAAGAAGGCCGAGAUCGGCAUUGCCAUGGGCUCCGGCACAGCUGUGGCCAAGUCCGCCUCCGAGAUGGUGCUGGCCGACGACAACUUCUCGUCCAUCGUGGCGGCCGUGGAGGAGGGCCGGGCCAUCUACAACAACAUGAAGCAGUUCAUCCGUUACCUCAUCUCCUCAAACAUCGGCGAGGUGGUGUCCAUCUUCCUGACGGCCGCCCUGGGCCUGCCCGAGGCGCUCAUCCCCGUACAGCUGCUCUGGGUCAACCUGGUGACUGACGGCCUGCCCGCCACGGCCCUGGGCUUCAACCCCCCUGACCUGGACAUCAUGGACAAGCCCCCCAGGAAAGCCGACGAGUCCCUCAUCUCCGGCUGGCUGUUCUUCCGCUACAUGGCCAUCGGCGGCUACGUGGGCGCCGCCACAGUGUUCGCCGCCUCCUGGUGGUUCAUGUACGACCCCACCGGCCCCCAGCUGAACUACUACCAGCUGUCCCACCACCUGUCCUGCCUUGGCGACCCAGAGAACUUCGAGGGCCUGGACUGCGGCAUCUUCAGCCACCCGGCGCCCAUGACCAUGGCGCUGUCCGUGCUGGUCACCAUCGAGAUGCUCAACGCCCUCAACAGCUUGUCCGAGAAUCAAUCCUUGCUUGUGAUGCCUCCGUGGGUCAACUUCUGGCUGCUGGCGGCUAUGGCCCUCUCCAUGACUCUUCACUUCAUCAUCCUCUACGUUGAUAUCCUUGGCACUGUGUUCCAGGUUAUGCCUCUCACAUGGAAUCAGUGGUUUGCCGUAAUGAAGAUAUCCCUGCCGGUCCUCCUCCUUGACGAGAGCCUCAAGUUCCUGGCCCGCAACUACACUGAUGGUGAGCGCUCCCCCCUCUCAGGCUGCCAAUGGAUAAUCCUUGCCUGGGCUGGGUACUUUGCAUACCUCCGGGCAGACCCUUUUUAAGCGUGUGACCUCUGAGUUUACCUGUGUUCUCCGCCCUCCCUCCGCCCGACUCCACCCCUUCCGCUCCCGCCCGCCCGCCCUCCGCCCGCCUCCAUGUGUGUGGUUUAUACUGAUUUGAGUGAUGGUGUGGUUGAGUGCCUGGUUGAGUGAUUGGGUUGAUUUUUUUUAAUGUUUUUUGGGGGGGAUUUUAUGUAUGGUUCCCUUGAUGCCAGUGUUACUACUACUACUACUACUACUACUACUACUACUACUACUACUACUACUACUACUACCCUCCUCCUCCUCCUCCUCCUCCUCCUUUAGCUAAAUUUUAUGAUAUUGUCAAUUUUUUCUUUUAAUUUUCUUAUGAUAAAUUUUAACUACUACUACUACUACUACUACUACUACUACUACUACUACUACUAUCCUCCUCCUUCUUCUUCUUCUUCUUCUUCUUCUUCUUCUUCUCCUUCCUUGUUUAUAUUUAUCAAUCUAUUUAUUAUUUAUUUAUUUAUUAUUGACAUUCAGUAUUGACUCCUUCCUCCUCCUCCUUCCUCCUCCUCCUCCUUCCUCCUCCUCCUCCUCCUCCUCCUCCUCCUUCUCCUUCACCUCCUUUCCCUAAGUUAUGGAAAAAUUGUCAGAGAGAGAGAGAGAGAGAGAGAGAGAUAGGACCCCCCCUCCCCCCUUCCCUACCCCCCAAAACAAUCCCCCUCCCCCCCACCCUUUCCCAUGUACAGAAAAAGAGAAGAGAGAGAAAAAUUAAAGAAAAUCAGAUGAGAGAGAGAGAGAGAGAGAGAGAGACGAUUGCUUUCUUGAGGCUCAGCUGUUACCCUGCUGUUGCUGUCGCUGCCACGUGUGUGCGUAUGUGUGUGUGUGUGUGUGUGCUUGUGUGCGCGUGUGGGGUGUACAUAAGCCCUGUAGUAGUGUUUUUAAUGGGGGGAGAAUGGGGUGAGGUGACACACACACACACACACACACACACACACAUCUUGAUUUGCGAUGAUGUGUGUGUGUGUGUGUGUGUGUGUACAUAAAUACGUACACACACAGACACACGCGCGCACAUGUAUAAUGAUUGUAAAUACAGAUAUAUACGCUGGUUUGUGGUGUGUGUGUGUGUGUAUAUGUGUGUGUGUGUGUGUGUAUAUUGAGAUUAUAUAUGUGUGUGUGCGUGUGUGUGUAUAUAUGAGUGUGUGCGUGUGUGCGUUUUGUGUGCGUACCACCAUCGCUGUUUUUCUUACUCUCACGGAAAAGAGGAAAAGAAAAAAAAAUUAUGAGUGUGAAACAAACAAACAAACAAACAAACAAACAAACUCACAGAACGUUGAGUAGAGGAAAACAAACGGACGAACGAACGGACCAGCGCGGCUCGGACAGGACAUUGCCGACGCUUCAGAAGGGAAAAAAAAAACAAAAAAAAAACAGUGACCAAGGAAAAGAAAAUUAAGAAAAAAAAAAUUCAAUCUGUGCCUUUUUAAAAUUACUCCAAAAAAAAAAAAAUAAUAAUAAUAAUAAAAAAAAAUUCGACCAUCAUAAAAAAGUCCCCAUUUUUUCCCCAAUUUCCCCAUUAUUUAUGUUUAUUUAUACCCUAUUUAUACUAUACCCCCCCUCUGUACCCCCCUUUCCCCCCUCUGUACCCCCCCUCCCCCCAUUUCCCAAUUACAACAGGGUAUUAAAACAACCCCCAUUCUCCCCCUUCUCCAAUUUCCCCAUUAGCCCUAAAUCUGUGCUUUCCCGACAGUGGCUUAUUUUCCCCAUUUUUUCCUAUUUCCCUAUUUUUCCUAUUUUCCCAUUUCCCAUUUUUCUUCCUAUUUCUUCCUAUUUUUUCAAUUUUUUUCCCCAUUAAAAUUCUCCUCAGUAUCUUUUUUCCCCAUUUUCCCUUUAUAUCACUUGGCUUACAACCGAGAGAGCCCGGGUUCGAUUCCCGGGCGGAGUGGAAAAAUUUGGGGGGCUUUUCCGAUGCCCUACGCCCCUGUCCACCCAGCAGUGAAUGGGUACCAGGUAUUAAUUGGGGGUUGUGUCCCGUCUCCUGGGGUCUGUUCCCUUCUCCUAUAAUUCCUUCCCCUUCUGUCUCUCUCCGGCAUAUGACCACAGAUGUUGGGUUGUGUCCCGUCUCCUGGGGUCUGUUCCCUUCUCCUAUAAUUCCUUCCCCUUCUGUCUCUCUCCGGCAUAUGACCACAGAUGUUGGGUUGUGUCCCUUCUCCUAUAAUUCCUUCCCCUUCUGUCUCUCUCCGGCAUAUGACCACAGAUGUUGGGUUGUGUCCCGUCUCCUGGGGUCUGUUCCCUUCUCCUAUAAUUCCUUCCCCUUCUGUCUCUCUCCGGCAUAUGACCACAGAUGUUGGGUUGUGUCCCGUCUCCUGGGGUCUGUUCCCUUCUCCUAUAAUUCCUUCCCCUUCUGUCUCUCUCCGGCAUAUGACCACAGAUGUUGGGUUGUGUCCUGUCUCCUGGGGUCUGUUCCCUUCUCCUAUAACUCCUUCCCCUUCUGUCUCUCUCCGGCAUAUGACCACAGAUGUUGGGUUGUGUCCCGUCUCCUGGGGUCUGUUCCCUUCUCCUAUAAUUCCUUCCCCUUCUGUCUCUCUCCGGCAUAUGACCACAGAUGUUGCGCCCACUAAACGAAACUUUCCAACUUUUUCCCUGUAUUUAUUUUUAUCCCAUUGGCUUUUCUCCCUAUUUUUCUUCCCUAUUUCCCCCCCCCCACCCCAUAUCUCCCCUCCCCUUCCCUCUCGUCCCCCUCAGUGGCUUUGUUUUUUUAGUAUAAGUUAAAAAGUUGAAGUUUGUAAAUGAGUAAAAAUAAAAUAAUAUAAGAAAACGUGAA
Messenger RNA from Eriocheir sinensis (Chinese mitten crab), 6175 nucleotides. RefSeq names its product calcium-transporting ATPase sarcoplasmic/endoplasmic reticulum type-like. The coding region runs from base 313 to 3381 and encodes 1022 amino acids. Gene Ontology annotation, biological process: calcium ion transmembrane transport; intracellular calcium ion homeostasis. The transcript has 10 exons. Lineage: Eukaryota; Metazoa; Arthropoda; Malacostraca; Decapoda; Varunidae. Gene Ontology annotation, cellular component: membrane. The record is from RefSeq and is a predicted model, not a curated record. Gene Ontology annotation, molecular function: ATP binding; ATP hydrolysis activity; P-type calcium transporter activity.